Oryctolagus cuniculus (rabbit) is the source of this 1000-nucleotide messenger RNA. RefSeq names its product arginine vasopressin induced 1 (gene AVPI1). The record is from RefSeq and is a predicted model, not a curated record. NCBI's taxonomy places the organism in Eukaryota, Metazoa, Chordata, Mammalia, Lagomorpha, Leporidae.
GCUCGGCCCGGAGCUCUCCCAGAGGCUCGGGGCAAGGAUUGGCUGCUCUGGGGCCCAGGAGCGUUUUUUCCGAGGAACCGUGGCGGAGACCGAGGUGGCCUGGGCCGGCUUGGCGCUGUGUGCGGCUCGCCGCUGGCAACCAGAGCACCCACAAUGGGCACCCCAGCCUCUGUGGUAAGCGAGCCACCCCCGUGGCAGGCCCCAACGGAGGCCCGGGGCCGCAAGCAGGCCUCGGCCAACAUCUUCCAGGACGCGGAGCUGCUGCAGAUCCAGGGCCUGUUUCAACGCAGCGGGGACCAGCUGGCCGAAGAGCGCGCCCAGAUCAUCUGGGAGUGUGCGGGGGACCACCGAGUGGCCGAGGCCCUGAGGCAGCUGCGCCGGAAGAGGCCUCCUCGGCAGAAAGUGCUGGGCCACUCGCUGCACCCCUGCAGCAGGCUCAGGAUCCCAGAGCCCCGCACGCCACUGGCCGACCCACAGCGUCGUGCCACAGAGACUGCCUCCAGCCAGCAGCGUCUGGCCUCCCGGACGAGUGCCAGGAUCCGCCAGAACUGGAGGAAGCCGGACCCCACAAGCUACCUCCACCAGAUCAGACACUGAUGCAGGGACGGGGCGGGGAACGGCAGUGUCCGCCCCAGGAACCACAGGGACCUUUGCCAGAGGCCUGAGGAGGCAGCCCUACACAAGAAACAAAGGGAAGAGAGCUGCCCGGCCUGCUCCACUGAGAACAGGAGACGUCCGUUUGGCUCUGUUGUGUGGGGCCCAUUCCUUACCUGAAGGAGGAAGAACGGCGCCUGUUCCUGCCUCAGCCCUUUCCCACCUAACACUGUACUUGGCUGCAUGAUAGUCCCCGGGAGUCGAGUGACAGGCUCCCCGACACAGCAUUUCACGUCUGCUACUACUGUAACGCACGGGCUAGCAGCCUGUCCCAUAGCCCAGCUCCAUCAGGUCAGCACAGGGAGCUGUGGUAUUAAGUGGCAAAUAAAAACAUUUGCAUCAAGAA